GUCGGUGUCGGUGAGAUACUGCGGCGGCGGCACUGAUGUGGGGGGGGGGGGGGGGAUCUCGCUGUACUUAUAGCCGGUGUGAUCGACCCUUUUUUUACACAGGCAUACGGCCUUGCUUCAUGCCGCUCAUGUGUCGGUGUUUCGCUUCCGUCAAGUACGUGCCCUUAAUCAAUUAUGCUGUACUGUACAUAUUUAAGAUCUGACCGGUAUGGCAGUUGACGGUUGACGGAUCGACGAUCGACGUUCAGUGCUCUGUUUCGUCGUCGCUUUGCCGAAAAAUGGCUAGAUCUAUUGAGAUCCCGUUAAGGGAUAGCCCCGAUGAGGUUAUAGAGUUGUACUUGGAUCAACUUCCUCAUGGGGAUGAAGUUCUUGGAAUUUUAUAUCAAGAAAAUGCCCAUCUCAAUAUUUGGGUCAAUUUGGCACUUGAGUAUUACAAGCAACAUAAGAUUGAAGAUUUCAUCAAGAUACUUGAAUCGUCAAGAUCUAAAGCUAAUACUGAGUACCGGGACUAUGAAAAGGACCAGAUGCGUGCCUUGGACAUGUUGGCAGCCUAUUAUGUUCAAGAAGCCAACCGUGAAAAAAAUAAGGACAAAAAAAAAGAUUUAUUUACUAAAGCUACUUCACUGUUUAUUGCAGCAGAUAAAAUCAUCAUGUAUGAUCAGAAUCACUUGAUUGCAAGAGCUUAUUUUUGUUUGCUGGAAGGUAACAAAAUCGAUCAGGCUGAUGCACAGUUCAACUUUGUAUUGAACCAAUCUCCUAAUAAUAUUCCAUCUCUACUUGGUAAAGCCUGUAUUGCUUAUAAUAAGAAAGAUUAUCGAGGUGCUUUGACUUUCUACAGAAAAGUACUGCGAAUAAAUCCACAGUGCCCUGCAGAUGUUAGGGUUGGCAUGGGGCAUUGUUUCGUGAAACUGGAUAAUCGUGAAAAAGCACGUUGCGCGUACAAAAGAGCUUUACAACUUGAUGAAAAGUCUGUAGGAGCAUUGGUGGGGCUUGCAAUAUUGAAACUUAACGAAUUUAACGAUACUCAGGAUCAGAAUUCUGAGUAUGAAAAUAGUAUCAAGGAUGGUAUACAGAUGUUUGCCACUGCUUAUAAUAUCGACCAAACAAACCCGAUGGUUUUGAACCAUUUGGCUAAUCACUAUUUUUUCAAGAAAGACUAUAAAACUACUCAGCGCUUGGCGUUGCACGCGUUUCAUAAUACAGAAAAUGAAUCGAUGCGCGCAGAAAGUUGUUAUCAAUUAGCCAGGUCGUUUCAAGUUCAAGGCGAUUAUGAUCAAGCCUUUCAAUAUUAUUAUCAAGCAACACAAUUUGCUUCACCCGUUUUCGUGUUACCACAUUACGGAUUGGGACAAAUGUACAUAUAUCGCGGAGAUAAUGAGAAUGCAGCACAGUGUUUCGAAAAAGUCUUAAAGGCUCAGCCAAACAACUACGAAACAAUGAAAAUUCUUGGCUCGUUGUAUGCCAAUAGCGUGACACAGUCAAAACGUGACAUGGCAAAAACGUUCCUUCAGAAAGUGACUGAAGAUCACCCAGACGACGUGGAAGCUUGGAUUGAACUUGCGCAAAUUUUGGAGCAGAGUGAUCUCCAAGCCUCUCUAAAAGCUUAUGAAACGGCAACUCGAAUAUUAAACGAAAAAAUUCAAGCGGAAAUUCCACCGGAAAUUCUAAAUAAUAUUGCAGCGAUUCAAUACAGGUGCAUUAUAAUAUUAGAAUGUCUCGACGAAGCCAGAAAUAAAUUGACAGAGUCUUUGGAGCGCUCAAAGGCCGACGCUGAACAUCACCCAAGCUACUACAACUCCAUAGCGGUAACAACAACAUACAAUCUGGCUCGUGUUUACGAGGCCCAGUGCAUGUUCGACAAAGCUGAAAAGCUCUACAAGAACGUGCUAAAGGAGCACCCGAACUACAUUGACUGUUAUCUGCGACUGGGCUGCAUGGCCCGAGAUAAGGGCCAGAUCUACGAAGCUUCCGAUUGGUUUAAGGACGCUCUUAGGAUCGACAACGAGCAUCCAGACGCCUGGUCCUUACUUGGCAAUCUCCAUUUGGCCAAGCAGGAAUGGGGUCCCGGUCAGAAGAAGUUCGAGAGGAUCCUUAGAAAUCCAUCUACCAAUAAUGACGCCUAUUCUCUUAUUGCCUUGGGUAAUAUCUGGCUGCAGACCAUGCACCAGAGCGGAAAAGAUAAGGACAAGGAGAAGCGUCAUCAGGACCGAGCUAUGGCGAACUACAAGUUGGUGCUGAGAAAUGACCCGAAAAACAUCUGGGCUACGAACGGCGUGGGCUGCCUGUUGGCUCACAAGGGCUAUAUGAACGAGGCCCGAGACAUUUUCGCGCAAGUACGCGAAGCUACUUCAGAACUCCCUGACGUUUGGUUGAACAUCGCUCACGUCUAUGUCGAACAGAAGCAGUAUGUCAGUGCUAUCCAAAUGUACGAGAAUUGCCUCCGAAAAUUUUACAAGUACCACCACGUGGAGAUACUUGGGUACCUUGCAAGAGCUUACUUGAAAGCCGGCAAGUUGAAAGAGGCCAAACUGACUUUGUUGACGGCUCGCAGAGUGGCUCCCCAAGAUCCUGUAUUACUCUACAACGUAGCCUAUAUCCUCCAGAGACUCGCUACGAUGAUUUUGAAAGAUGAGAAGUCGAUGCUGGUGACGGUACUGCAAGCGGUCCACGAGCUGGGCCUAUCGCAGAAAUACUUUCAGUACUUGGCCAGUCGCGAAGAAAAAAUGAAGCAAGUAGCGGGAAAAGAAGCCAGGAGUUGUCAGGAUUUACUGUCUCAGGCACAGUACCACGUCGCCAGGGCCAGGAGAAUGGAUGAGGAGGAGAAGAUGCUGAGGAAGAAACAGGAGGAGGAGAGCCAGACGUUAAAGAUGCGCCAAAUGGAGGAGCAGCGUAAAAUGGAAGAGAUCCGUAGGCAGAAGGAGGAAGAGAUGCUGCAGAAACGUCAGGAGUACGUGGAAAAAACAAAAAGCGCUCUGGUAUUCGGAGAAAUGCCGAAUGAGAAGUCGGGAAAGAAGGGCAGCAAGAAAGGUAAGACCGGCGAGUACAUCAGCGACAGCAGUGGCUCUGGCAACGAAGUGGACGGUGCCGAAGAAGAAAGCUCGCGUGAGAAAAAACAACGAAAAAAGUCCAACAAAACCAAAGAGAGGAAGCCUCGUGGAAAGGGAAAACGAAGAAAAGGAAUCGAAAGUGGAGGUUCAGGGGAUGACAAGCCGAAGUCGAAACGCGGAAAGAAAAGUGGUGCCAGAAAGGAAAAGUCACAGAACAAGUCGAUCAAGGAAUGCACAGUGCCAAAAUCCCGCAUUAUUUCCAAAGAAACAAUCUCCACAGACGAGUCGGAAAGCGAUAACGAGCGUUCGGAAGUUAGGAGCGGGGAUGAGAGUGACACGGGUGCACCGCGCGGCAAACGUCGUAUUGCCUCAGAUUCCGAAGAGUCGCGAUCAGGCUCACGCUCCAAGUCCAGGUCGAGGUCAAGAUCUAGAUCUAGCUCUGUCAGAAGUGGUUCAAGAUCCAUAGCUGGGUCAAGGUCGAGGUCCAGGUCCAAAUCUGGUUCAAGAUCGAGAUCUCGAUCAAGGUCUAGAUCGAGGUCAGAAUCCAGAUUUCGAUCAAGGUCUAGAUCAAGCUCAGGAUCCAUAUCAAAAUCAAGGUCUAGAUCGAGGUCAGAAUCCAGAUCAAAAUCAAGGUCUAGAUCAAGGUCAGGAUCCAAAACAAAAUCAAGGUCUAGAUCGAGGUCAGGAUCCAGAUCAAAAUCAAAGUCUAGAUCGAGGCCAGGAUCCAGAUCAAAAUUAAGGUCUAAAUCAAGAUCAGGAUCCAGAUCAAAAUCAAGGUCACGAUCUAGAUCGGUAUCAAGGUCCAAGUCGAGAUCUAAGUCACGAUCCAGAUCAAUAUCAAGGUCUAAGUCGGGGUCUCCGCACUCUACAAAUAAUAAAAUGGAUGAUUAAGAGAUAAUAUAAGUCAUACUACUUAAUAAGAACAGAAAAUUCUUGUAAAAAUGUGUCAACUACCUCGAUUUUUUAUCGGUUUAUUCUAUGCCAAUGUAAGGUAUACGGUAAUUGAAAUGUGAUAAAAGCAAACUAUGACAGAAAUAAAACACAUAUUUUUUAAUAGUUAUCAAUAUAAGUCUCACAAUGUUACAGGUAUGCCAAAAGAUGCAAAUUAUGAGGAAGGAUGGUGAAUAAAAAAACAGUAGCAAUUUUUUAGAGUCAGGUUGUAAUCAAAACCAAGCGCUUACUGAGAAGUCACUCGGUUAUGACUGCAACCACCUUUUAAUUUACAAUUCAUUGCUGCUAAAGACAAUAAUUACACCGCAAGCGUAA
Nasonia vitripennis (jewel wasp) is the source of this 4313-nucleotide messenger RNA. RefSeq names its product RNA polymerase-associated protein CTR9 homolog. Gene Ontology annotation, cellular component: Cdc73/Paf1 complex. Lineage: Eukaryota; Metazoa; Arthropoda; Insecta; Hymenoptera; Pteromalidae. The record is from RefSeq and is a predicted model, not a curated record. Bases 279 to 3938 code for a protein of 1219 amino acids. Gene Ontology annotation, molecular function: RNA polymerase II complex binding. The transcript has 8 exons. Gene Ontology annotation, biological process: regulation of DNA-templated transcription.